AUGUGUCUCCGGCUCUUCUGCAUCCUGCUUGCCGCGGUCUCAGGAACCCAGGGCUGGGGCUACUACGGCUGUGACGAGGAGCUGGUCGGGCCUCUGUACGCACGCUCCUUGGGCGCCUCCUCCUACUACGGGCUCUUCACUGCGCCUCGAUUUGCCCGGCUGCACGGCAUAAGCGGAUGGUCUCCCCGAAUUGGGGACCCGAAUCCUUGGCUCCAGAUCGACUUAAUGAAGAAGCACCGGAUCCGAGCUGUGGCCACCCAGGGCUCAUUUAACUCGUGGGACUGGGUCACGCGUUACAUGCUGCUCUACGGGGACCGAGUGGAUAGCUGGACGCCGUUCUACCAGCAAGGGCACAACGCGACCUUUUUCGGUAACGUGAACGAGUCCGCGGUAGUGCGCCACGACCUGCACUAUCACUUCACCGCGCGCUACAUCCGCAUCGUGCCACUGGCUUGGAACCCGCGCGGCAAGAUCGGCCUGAGGCUCGGCCUCUACGGCUGCCCUUACAAGUCCGACGUGCUCUAUUUCGACGGCGACGAUGCCAUCUCAUACCGCUUCCCGCGAGGGGUCAGCCGGAGCCUUUGGGAUGUGUUCGCCUUCAGCUUCAAGACGGAAGAGAAGGACGGGCUCCUGCUGCACGCGGAGGGCGUCCAGGGCGACUACGUGACAUUGGAGCUGCAGGGGGCGCACUUGCUGCUGCACAUGAGCCUGGGCAGCAGCCCUAUCCAGCCAAGGCCCGGUCACACCACAGUGAGUGCUGGUGGCGUCCUCAAUGAUCAACACUGGCAUUACGUUCGUGUGGACCGAUUUGGCCGAGAAGCAAAUCUCACCCUGGAUGGCUACGUGCAGCGAUUUGUGCUCAAUGGAGACUUUGAGAGACUGAACCUGGACAACGAGAUGUUCAUCGGGGGUCUAGUGGGCGCUGCGCAGAAGAACCUUGCCUAUCGUCAUAAUUUCCGCGGCUGCAUAGAAAACAUAAUCUUCAACCGAGUCAACAUCGCAGACCUGGCCGUGCGGCGCCAUUCGAGGAUCACCUUUGAGGGUAAGGUGGCCUUCCGUUGCCUGGACCCGGUUCCUCACCCCAUCAACUUCGGAGGGCCUCACAACUUCGUGCAAGUGCCUGGCUUCCCGCGCCGUGGCCGCUUGGCAGUCUCCUUUCGCUUCCGCACCUGGGAUCUCACAGGGCUGCUACUUUUCUCCCGCCUGGGGGACGGGCUGGGCCACGUGGAGCUCCUGCUCAGUGAAGGGCAGGUCAACGUGUCCAUCGCGCAGACUGGCCGAAAGAAGCUUCAGUUUGCCGCUGGGUACCGCCUGAAUGAUGGCUUUUGGCACGAGGUGAACUUUGCAGCACAGGAGAACCAUGCAGUCAUCAGCAUUGAUGAUGUGGAGGGGGCAGAGGUCAGGGUCUCAUACCCGCUGCUGAUCCGGACUGGCACCUCAUACUUCUUUGGGGGUUGUCCCAAACCAGCCAGUCGAUCGGGAUGCCACUCCAACCAGACGGCGUUCCAUGGCUGCAUGGAGCUGCUCAAGGUGGAUGGUCAACUGGUCAACCUGACUCUGGUGGAGGGCCGGCGGCUUGGAUACUAUGCUGAGGUCCUCUUUGACACAUGUGGCAUCACUGAUAGGUGUAGCCCUAACAUGUGUGAGCAUGACGGACGCUGCUACCAGUCCUGGGAUGACUUCAUCUGCUAUUGUGAACUGACAGGCUACAAGGGGGAGACCUGCCACCAACCUCUGUAUAAGGAAUCUUGUGAGGCUUAUCGGCUCAGUGGGAAAACUUCUGGAAACUUCACCAUUGAUCCUGAUGGCAGUGGUCCCCUGAAGCCAUUUGUAGUGUACUGUGAUAUCCGAGAGAACCGGGCAUGGACAGUUGUGCGGCAUGACAGGCUGUGGACAACUCGGGUGACAGGUUCUAGCAUGGAGCGGCCAUUCCUGGGGGCCAUCCAGUACUGGAACGCAUCCUGGGAGGAAGUCAGUGCCCUGGCCAAUGCUUCCCAGCACUGUGAACAGUGGAUCGAGUUCUCCUGCUACAAUUCCCGGCUGCUCAACACUGCUGGAGGCUACCCCUACAGCUUUUGGAUUGGCCGAAAUGAGGAGCAGCACUUCUACUGGGGAGGCUCACAGCCUGGGAUCCAGCGCUGUGCCUGCGGUCUGGACCGGAGCUGUGUGGACCCCGCUCUGCACUGUAACUGUGAUGCUGACCAGCCCCAGUGGAGAACCGACAAGGGACUGCUGACCUUUGUGGACCAUUUGCCCGUCACUCAGGUGGUGGUGGGGGAUACGAACCGCUCCAAUUCUGAGGCCCAGUUCUUCCUGAGGCCUCUGCGCUGCUACGGCGAUCGAAAUUCCUGGAACACCAUCUCCUUCCACACUGGGGCUGCUCUGCGCUUUCCCCCCAUCCGUGCCAACCACAGCCUUGAUGUCUCCUUCUACUUCAGGACCUCGGCUCCCUCAGGAGUCUUCCUAGAGAACAUGGGGGGCCCUUACUGCCAGUGGCGCCGACCUUACGUGCGGGUGGAACUCAACACGUCCCGGGAUGUGGUCUUCGCCUUUGACGUGGGCAACGGGGAUGAGAACCUGACCGUACACUCCGAUGACUUUGAAUUCAACGACGAUGAGUGGCACCUGGUCCGGGCGGAGAUCAAUGUGAAGCAGGCCCGGCUCCGUGUUGAUCACCGGCCUUGGGUGCUGCGGCCUAUGCCCCUGCAGACCUACAUCUGGCUGGAGUAUGACCAGCCCCUUUAUGUUGGAUCUGCAGAGCUUAAGAGGCGCCCCUUCGUGGGUUGCUUGAGGGCUAUGCGUCUGAAUGGAGUGACUCUAAACCUGGAAGGCCGUGCCAACGCCUCGGAGGGUACCUCACCCAACUGCACAGGCCAUUGCGCCCACCCCCGGUUCCCCUGUUUCCACGGAGGCCGCUGUGUGGAGCGUUACAGCUACUACACGUGUGACUGUGACCUCACGGCUUUUGACGGGCCAUACUGCAACCACGAUAUCGGAGGUUUCUUUGAGCCCGGCACCUGGAUGCGCUACAACCUCCAGUCAGCGCUGCGCUCGGCCGCCCGGGAGUUCUCCCACAUGCUCAGCCGGCCGGUGCCCGGCUACGAGCCUGGCUACAUCCCCGGCUAUGACACCCCUGGCUACGUGCCUGGCUACCAUGGCCCUGGCUACCGUCUGCCGGACUACCCCCGGCCCGGCCGGCCCGUGCCCGGUUACCGUGGGCCUGUCUACAAUGUCACCGGUGAGGAGGUGUCCUUCAGCUUCAGCACUGACUCCGCCCCUGCGGUCCUGCUCUAUGUCAGCUCCUUUGUGCGGGACUACAUGGCCGUGCUCAUCAAGGAAGAUGGGACCCUGCAGCUGCGGUAUCAGCUGGGCACCAGCCCCUACGUGUACCAGCUGACCACGAAGCCGGUCACAGACGGCCAGCCACACAGCGUCAACAUCACCCGGGUCUACCGCAACCUCUUCAUCCAGGUGGACUACUUCCCACUGACAGAACAGAAGUUCUCACUGUUGGUGGACAGCCAGCUGGACUCACCCAAGGCCUUGUAUCUAGGGCGUGUGAUGGAGACGGGAGUAAUUGACCCGGAGAUCCAGCGCUACAACACACCGGGUUUCUCGGGCUGCCUGUCUGGUGUUCGAUUCAACAACGUGGCCCCUCUCAAGACCCACUUCCGAACCCCUCGACCCAUGACCGCCGAGCUAGCUGAGGCCCUCCGAGUUCAGGGAGACCUGUCGGAAUCUAACUGCGGAGCCAUGCCCCGUCUUUUCUCAGAGGUGCCGCCUGAGCUGGACCCCUGGUAUCUGCCCCCGGACUUCCCGUACUACCACGACGAGGGAUGGGUUGCCAUACUUUUAGGCUUUUUGGUGGCCUUCCUGCUGCUGGGGCUGGUGGGGAUGCUGGUGCUCUUCUAUCUGCAAAAUCAUCGCUACAAGGGCUCCUACCACACCAAUGAGCCCAAGGCCACCCAUGAUUACCACCCUGGCAGCAAACCUCCCCUACCUACUUCAGGCUCUGCCCAGGCCCCAGCCCCUACACCGGCUUCCACCCCAGCCCCAGCCCCAGCCCCAGCCCCAGCCCCUGGCUCCCGGGACCAAAACCUCCCCCAGAUCCUGGAGGAGUCCAGGUCUGAAUGA
Puma concolor (puma) is the source of this 4134-nucleotide messenger RNA. It is a transcript of the gene CNTNAP1, whose product is annotated as contactin associated protein 1. Lineage: Eukaryota; Metazoa; Chordata; Mammalia; Carnivora; Felidae. The record is from RefSeq and is a predicted model, not a curated record.